AUGUCAUCGCUGCUCUCCAAGUUUGAUGAAAUUACUCGAAUAUCGGCCAUCCUAGCCGAAGGCAACGAAGAAGAUUUCUAUAAUUUUGCUAAAAAUCAAGAAGAAUGUCGCGUACGAUGGUUAAAAGCCGAAGGAGAAGUUGAAAAUUUACAACAAGCCUAUAAAAUGGUCAAGUCUGACCGAGAGACUUACGAUAUAAAGCUCAAGCACAUCAGAAAUCAGCUACAAAUUGAAAUGGAUAGAAGAAAAGAAGCAGAGGAAGAAAUUAGAAAUUGGGAGAUGCAGAUGACCCUUAUAAGAGAAAUAUUAUGCGAUCCUAAAUGUACUGGCUUAUUAUCAGAAGAAGAUCGUAGAAAAAUACAAAGUCUAGGAUCAUCUCAACAACGUCCCAGUCCAAGACAAAGUGUCUCUUUCACCUCAGUCCUAUCCCCUUCUGACAUUAGCUUCGAUAAUACUAUCGACGAUUUGGAGGCAUAUUCACGAAGAAGUAACAAAUUCAAUAAAAGAAAAGCCCCAUCUGCACCACCAGAGCCGUUAGUAGAGGAACCUCCACUUAAGAAAUCUUGUAGUCCAGUCCAUGAAAUUCAAAGUGAAUCCACAAGUGCUGAAUCCGAUGCAUUUCCUAAAGUUUCCCCCAAACCAAUGCCUCGUAAUCUUUCGCGACCGCCCUCUCACUCCCAAGCUCGUCCACCGGUAGAUUCCUUUUUUGGGACAUCUAUACCAGGAGACUCUCCUGAUGUUAAGCGGAGACUAGAACGUAAUCCAACUAAUGGAUCGGUUACUUCAAUUCAAAGCUUGGGAACUCCAACUUCGUCGAGACUAAAUAGGAUCCAUACAUUCUGUAGUAAAACAAUUUACAAGCCUGAAAACUGCACAGUGUGCUCUAAAAGGAUAAAAUUUGGAAAAGUUGUCUUUAAAUGUAAAGACUGCAAAGCAAUAGCCCAUCCCGAUUGUAAAGAUAGUGUCCCACUGCCUUGCGUUCCAGUUGCAAACACGCCACAAAGAUCAAAUAGUAAAAAAGUAAAAAUGGAGGGUUUAAUUGCAGAUUUUACUCCGAGUAGCGCUCCUAUGAUUCCUGCCAUAGUGAUUCAUUGUAUACAAGAAGUUGAACGACGUGGCCUGACCGAAGUGGGCAUUUAUCGAGUUCCAGGUGUUGAAAAAGCGGUCAAAGAGUUGAAGGAGAAAUUUCUUCGAGGAAGAGGAGCUCCUUGCUUGACAAAUAUCCAGGACAUCCAUAUCGUUUGUUGCGUCUUAAAAGACUUUCUCAGAAACUUGAAGGAACCUAUAAUUACGUUUAAACUUCAUCCGGAAUUUAUAAAAGCUGCUGAAAUGAGCGAUCCUGAUCAGAAUGUCCGUGCAACGUAUGCAACAAUUAAAAAACUUCCUCAGCCAAACCGCGACACUCUCGCUUUAGUAAUGUUACACUUACAAAGAGUUGCAGCUACACCUGAAUGUAAAAUGGGUACUAAUAAUCUAGCGCGAGUAUUUGGCCCAACAUUAAUUGGCCACGGAUCUUCUAAUCCAGAUCCGGUUGAUAUGCUUCAGGAUACAAGAAAUCAACCGAAGGUAAUUGAAAGCUUGAUGUCUUUGCCAAGUGAGUUUUGGAAUCAGUAUGUUGAUAUCGACGGAACUGAAAAUGGCACAAGUAACACCAAUACUGAACGGAAUAAGACACCUCUUUCUGAGGCCAAUGCACCAAAAUCGAGGAGCACUACGCCAAGGACCCCACAAUCCAAAGAAGCACCAGCCAGUAUUUUAGGACCUGCUCAUUUUACUCCCGGUCGCUCUACUGGCACUAAGAGCAAGGAAAAUGUGAAGACAACACCACGCUUCGGUAGUAAAAGUAAAAGAGCCAACAAACGACCUGAUGCUUUUUUCGCUUCUCCUUUCUUAAAGUGA
This is a messenger RNA of Trichoplax adhaerens, 1899 nucleotides long. RefSeq lists its product as uncharacterized. The record is from RefSeq and is a predicted model, not a curated record. The transcript has 21 exons. Gene Ontology annotation, biological process: signal transduction. The coding region runs from base 1 to 1899 and encodes 632 amino acids. NCBI's taxonomy places the organism in Eukaryota, Metazoa, Placozoa, Uniplacotomia, Trichoplacea, Trichoplacidae.